CCGUUGCUCCGAUGCUCUCCACUUUGAAUUUCGAAUAACUCAAGGCGCCUUAACUUCCUGCUUGCUGCGCUUUUUAUUUAUAAAUUUUAAAAAUAAAAACAAAUAAAAGCAACAGCAACAGUUCUUUGUUUACCAAAAAUAAGAAAUUAUUAAUAACCGCCAGUGAUUUGCAGCACUGGCCUGCCGAUUAAUCGAUAGGUCGAUAGCCAUCGGGUGGCAACGCCGCAUUUUUUAUUCAACCAGGUGGCAAGUGAUUAGCCCACGGAAUUCUUGAAUUAUUUCUAUUUUUGCCUUCGUUCGGCGGUUUUUUGGACAUUUCCCAAGAUGAGCACUGCAGAGCCAGCCGUGGAGUUGUUUGCGCCAGAAUCCAUUUUGAAAGCGGACGAGGAGGUGGCCGAGGCUUCUGCGGCCAGCAGGAGCAGGUUAUCCGCUGGAGAGGAGAAGUCGGAGGACAAGAAGAAGCCCGAGACGCCGGAGGACGAGCUCAUCUCCUUGGAGACGCUGCGCGCCUCACCUGUCCAGUGGCCGGAGCGAUUUCCCGGAAUGGAUGAGUUCCUCACCAUGAGCGAUACGCCCAUCUACACGCGCAACACGGACUACGCCAACAACCUGACCAGCGAGGACAUGGCCAAGAUCAAUCAACUAUCCCAACUCAGUCCCGAGGAGCUGAUCGAGAAAAUAAAGUCGAUGCAUGAUGAGAUCUACCAGCUGGGACUGCGCGAGGCGAAGGAGAUGACCCGCGGAAAGCUGCUGGGGAUCUUCGAUCGGGAGCGCAUUCCCAAGCGGCAGCCGUGAGCCAGGAUCGUUCGAUCCCAGGGAAUGGGACUACCGAAGAUCUCGUCGAUGUCGAAUUAAGCUUAAAGUUAGCCGUAGUUCUUUUUUGUACAUAAAGUAAUAUUUUUUAUAGUGAGUAAUGCACGUUGAGGAUGUAUCACAGUUUUACAAGGAUAAAUAGUCGAUUGAACAGUAA
Messenger RNA from Drosophila takahashii, 970 nucleotides. It is a transcript of the gene lin-52, whose product is annotated as DREAM core complex component lin-52. Lineage: Eukaryota; Metazoa; Arthropoda; Insecta; Diptera; Drosophilidae. The record is from RefSeq and is a predicted model, not a curated record. Gene Ontology annotation, cellular component: DRM complex. Gene Ontology annotation, biological process: regulation of DNA-templated transcription.